CGCGAAGAAAAACCGGAAAAAAAAAAAAACAGAUUUCGCUCUGCAACUGCAAGUUCGCUUCGCGUGCGAAAGUGAUGAAGGAGCUGAGAGAGUAGCCAUGGCGGCCAUGGCUUCUGUUUCUCUUCCCAUCUACGGGCUUCCUGGCUCCCGCCUCUGGCCUCGUCACGUCGAAUGCAGCUCCGGAGGCCCGCCUCCGCCGCCCUUCGCCGGAGCGCGCCACGUCCGACGCCCGUCCGACGCCGCCGCCUCCGCCGGGCGGCGUGCCCCGGGCCCCCGUUUCGUCACCUGCUCCGCCUCCAACAAGCCCUCCCCCUCCCCGACCUCAUCCUCGUCCACCGAAGCCAGUUCAUUAGCCAAGAUUAGGAGUGAGGUCCUGUCUCCUUUCCGGUCUGUGCGGAUGUUCUUCUACCUUGCUUUCGUUGCCAGUGGUGCUCUUGGAGGUUUGAUUGCCACUACACAACUAAUUGCUGCUCUGACAAACUCCGCUAAAGCUGAUGCAGUACCUGAAAUUUUCAAAGGUCUUCUCAUAGACAUUGGGGCUGUUUCUAUAUUUGCAUUUCUCUAUUAUCGGGAGAACAAUGCUAAGAAUGCCCAAGUGGCUAGACUCACUAGAGAGGAAAACCUUUCAAAUCUGAAGCUCCGUGUAGAUGAAAGGAGAAUCAUUUCUCUAAGCUCUUUGAGAGGACUUGCUCGUCUCGUGAUCUGUGCUGGCCCAGUGUCCUUUAUUACAGAGUCCUUUAAACUUAGUGAACCUUAUACUGAGAGUCUUUUGGAUCGAGGGGUGCUUGUAGUGCCUUUUGCCACAGAUGGGAAUUCACCUACUUUUGAGUUUGACGAGAGUGAGGAGAUGAAAGAGAUUACCAACAAAAGGAAGAGGCUUUGGCAGUUAGCUCCUGUUUAUGUCUCUGAGUGGACCAAGUGGUUAGAUCAACAGAAGAAACUUGCUGGUGUUUCUCCUGAUUCUCCAGUGUAUUUAUCUCUACGCAUGGACGGUCGUGUUCGUGGUAGUGGUGUUGGUUACCCUCCUUGGAAUGCCUUUGUUGUCCAGCUCCCUCCUGUCAAGGGAAUGUGGUCUGGACUACUUGAUGGCAUGGAUGGAAGGGUUCUUUAGCGUGCAUAGCGAUGACAGAUUUUUUUGUAGUUGAAGGAUAUUUUCCUUUUUGAAGCUUUAAUUCCUUCCCACUCCAACUCUUCAUGCUGCAUACAUCCAACGAAGGGAUGAAGGUAGAUGAUAAGUGACACUAAUCUCUGUGUUUAAACCUCAGCCAGUGUAUCACGCAUUUGUGCAGCUAUAAGUUUCCCUGUUCCGUUCACACUGCAAAAUUGAGGCUGCUUCAAGAACGUAUAUGAAACAGAUGAUAGAUAAAUGAAGAUCAUUCUUUUGCAUGC
This is a messenger RNA of Syzygium oleosum, 1389 nucleotides long. Its product is annotated as protein LOW PSII ACCUMULATION 1, chloroplastic. Lineage: Eukaryota; Viridiplantae; Streptophyta; Magnoliopsida; Myrtales; Myrtaceae. The record is from RefSeq and is a predicted model, not a curated record. The coding region runs from base 98 to 1111 and encodes 337 amino acids. The transcript has 4 exons.